CAGGAGACCAACUAUGAGGCCGAACAGUCAAGCACUCAAACACAAAUCCUCACAUGACACAGAGAGGGAAUUUGGAGGAACCCUGGGUGCCAUAUGCAUUCCCAUCUUCCUUCCGUUGACGGUGCUGUUCCUGAUCUGUGUGAGUCGAUCCCCGGAGGCCAGUGUGCUCCAGUGGCCCCCCUCCCUUCCCUCCGCAGACCAGCUGUGGGACCCUCUUGCCCUCGUGCUGCUGGUGGGCUGGAUUGCUCUGCAUGCCCUCCUCUAUGUGAUGCCAUUAGGAAAGGUGUCUGAAGGAUUAGUGCUGAGGGAUGGAACACGUCUCAAAUAUCCCAUAAAUGGUUUUCAUGGCCUGUGCAUCAGUGGUGUGUUGCUGAUGUUGUUAGUGGGGCUUGAGGCUCCUCUGGGGUAUCUGUUUGAGCUGCUGGUUCCUCUGGCAGUGUGUGCAAUAGCAGUGUCAUUCCUUUUCUCCGUCUACCUCUACAUCCGCUCCUUCUGGGCUCCUUCUCAUGCUCUCGCUUUGGGGGGCAACACAGGAAAUCCUCUGUAUGACUUCUUCAUCGGACGGGAACUAAACCCCCGGAUUGGAAACUUUGACCUUAAAUAUUUCUGUGAGCUCAGACCAGGUCUGAUUGGCUGGGUGGUUGUAAACCUUGGCAUGCUGAUGAAGGAGGUCGAGCUUCGAGGUUCCCCCUCACUCGCCAUGAUGCUGGUCAACAGUUUCCAGCUGCUGUAUGUGGCAGACGCUCUGUGGAAUGAGGAAGCCGUUCUGACAACCAUGGACAUUGUUCAUGAUGGUUUUGGCUUCAUGUUAGUCUUUGGGGACCUGGCCUGGGUUCCCUUUACAUACAGCCUGCAGGCGUCCUUCCUGGUUAUGCACCCACAGGCCCUCACUGCCCUCGGAGCAGCAGUUAUAAUUGCGCUGAAUGGUAUUGGAUAUUAUAUUUUCAGAAAAUCCAACUCACAGAAGAACCAGUUCAGACGAGACCCUUCACAUCCAAGUGUUGCAAGACUGGAGACCAUCGCCACAGCAACAGGGAAGCGGCUGCUGGUGUCCGGCUGGUGGGGUCUCGUUCGUCAUCCCAAUUACCUCGGUGACCUCCUCAUGGCCCUGGCGUGGUCCCUGCCAUGUGGAUUCUCACAUCUUCUGCCUUACUUCUAUGUCAUAUAUUUCACCGUCUUGCUGAUUCACCGGGAGGACCGUGAUGAGAGACAAUGUAGGGCCAAAUAUGGAGUAGCGUGGGACACCUACUGUCGACGUGUCCCCUACAGGAUCUUCCCUUAUAUAUACUGAAGGGAAAAGCACAUGGGUGGAACAGGACCAAAACUCAAAACAUAUUAUUCCUCGUGACCCUUCAAGUCCACGCAGACUUUAAAAUGUAAAUUACACAGAGGUAAUACCGGGUGCUGCUACUGGGAAUCUGCAGGAAGCUCACACGUUUAAUCAGCCUUGAUUCGUAAGGUUCAGUUACAGAAUGAUGUUCGAUGGAUCAACAUUUCUAAUUGAUUGCAUUUUGACUUUAAAACCUCAGAGGAAUUAGAUGCACAGUAGGUAAAGUCAGUGUGCAUUACACACAUCUCUUGUUCUGUAUUUCCAGCAUCCCAGCAUUGGAGGUCAACACUGUUAACAGCGUUGGCUUUUCUAAACAAAAACAGUUUAAUGAGAAAAUAUUUUGCCUGAAAAAAUGCAUUUCCAUAUGAACACCGGUGCCUUUUUUAAUGAAAA
Molecule: messenger RNA, 1723 nt
Organism: Morone saxatilis (striped sea-bass)
Lineage: Eukaryota; Metazoa; Chordata; Actinopteri; Moronidae
Gene: tm7sf2
Product: transmembrane 7 superfamily member 2
Exons: 10
Coding region: 14-1291 (425 amino acids)
Biological process (GO): sterol biosynthetic process
Cellular component (GO): endoplasmic reticulum membrane; nuclear inner membrane
Molecular function (GO): oxidoreductase activity, acting on the CH-CH group of donors, NAD or NADP as acceptor
Source: RefSeq, a predicted model, not a curated record